CCAGUCUGCGCAUCGAUGGGAAAGGGAGCAGCAAGGAGACAGCAGUACAUGGGCUGCAUUGAAGUCCUCCGCUCCAUGCGCUCUCUGGAUUUUAACACCCGCACCCAGGUGACCAGGGAAGCCAUCAACCGGCUUCAUGAGGCGGUGCCUGGUGUCCGGGGCUCCUGGAAGAAGAAGGCCCCCAACAAAGCGCUGGCCUCCAUCCUGGGCAAGAGCAACCUGCGCUUUGCGGGCAUGAGCAUCGCUGUGAGCAUCUCCACCGAUGGCCUCAACCUCUCUGUGCCUGCCACACGCCAGAUCAUUGCCAACCACCACAUGCAGUCCAUCUCCUUCGCAUCAGGCGGCGACACGGACAUGAUGGAUUAUGUGGCCUAUGUAGCCAAGGAUCCCAUCAACCAGAGAGCCUGCCACAUCCUGGAGUGCUGUGAGGGCCUCGCCCAGAGCAUCAUCAGCACCGUGGGCCAAGCCUUCGAGCUGCGCUUCAAACAGUACCUGCACAGCCCACCCCGGGUGGUCGUGCCCCCAGAAAGGCUGACCAGGCCAGAGGAGUCGGCCUGGGGGGACGAGGAGGAAACGGAACACAAUUACUACAACAGCAUCCCAGGGAAGGAGCCGCCCCUGGGUGGGCUGGUGGACUCCAGGCUCACCCUAACUCAGCCCUGUGCCCUCGGGGCCCUCGGAGCCCUCGGCCAGGGGGUAUCUCCUGCUCAAAGGGACACGCGCAGCCUGCCGUGGGACCUGGGCCCCUCAGGUACUGGCCCACCAGGGGACGGCUACGUGCAGGCCGACGCCAGGGGCCCCAGAGACUACGAGGACCACCUGUAUGUCAACACACAGGGUCUGGAUGCCCCAGAGGCCCUGCAGCCAGAGGACAGUCCCAAGAAGGAUCUGUUUGACAUGCGACCCUUCGAGGAUGCUCUCAAGCUGCACGAGUGCUCUGCGGGGACGGGCACGGCGGCAGCGCCCCUUCCCUUGGAGGACCAGUGGCCCAGCCCCCCGACCCGCCGGGCCCCCAUAGCCCCCACGGAGGAGCAGCUGCGGCAGGAGCCCUGGUACCACGGCCAGAUGAGCCGAAGGGCGGCGGAGAAGCUGCUUCGAGCCGACGGGGACUUCCUGGUGCGCGACAGCGUCACCAACCCUGGGCAGUACGUCCUCACGGGCAUGCACGCGGGGCAGCCCAAGCACCUGCUGCUCGUGGACCCCGAGGGCGUGCAGGACUCUCCAGCAAGCUCCCGGUGGUGCUCACACAGGCCUCUGGCCCUGCAGGUGCGGACCAAGGAUGUGCUCUUUGAGAGCAUCAGCCAUCUGAUCGACUACCACCUGCAGAACGGGCAGCCCAUCGUGGCUGCCGAAAGCGAGCUGCAUCUGCGUGGUGUGGUCAAACGUGAGCCCUGAGCCAGGUGAUGGUUCUCAGCUCCCGCUCCUGUCCUGCGCUGCAGAUGCUCCCUGUUGUGGCCUUAUGGGCUCCUCAGCUUCUCUCUGGACCCUGGUCAGGCUGGAGCUGCCGCUGUCUCUCCUUCCUCCAGCCUCUAGAUCUUCCUUCUCCAGCCGGCCCUGGGCUGGGCCAGCGAGGCCAAGAGAUGGGGGCCCAAGACCCUUUAAUCCCACCGACCCCUGCCUGCCUCCACCCUCUGCCUGGGGUGAGGGUGUCCAUACCAAAGACAGAACUUUUCUCACCUUUAAAGAAAAUAUCUUACAGAAACCCAGUCCUCUCUCUCCGAGCCCUGGCCAGGGUCGCCGCCAGGUUCAGGAGGCACCAUCUCUCUCCCCAGAGGGACUUCAGCUCACCUCCCUGGAAAGAUGGAUUCCUGUCCUUGACAGCUCAGUUUCUCCACCUGAAAAAUCAGUGCACAGUUGUCUUUUAUGGGGAAGAAUUGAGGUGUUUGGGGUCCUCAGGCCAGGACACCUGUGAAUGUUGAAGUGUGGGGGGCACCUCAGGGCUCAGCUGGGACAGUGGGGGGCAUCCAGGCAGCAGCCGGACAACCCGCCCUGGUGGGGGGUGGUCAUGAGGGCCCUGCCCUCCCAGCUGUCCACCUGUACUGGACAUUUGGGGUCUGUUUGUAAUUACACGUGGGGAUGAUGGUGAGGAAGUCAGCCUACCUGACACUGAGGGGCCCUUGGGUUGGGAGGCCAAGGCCAGUCUCCCAGGUGGAAAGCCAAGGCACACGUGUGUCCUCCUGCAGCUGGAGGGUGUGGGGGAUGGAGAGGAGGGUGCAGGCCUGGAGAUGUGUCCCUGUGGGGGAGCACUGUCCCAGAACCCCCAGCACCACCCUCACACUUCUAUUUCCACCCCCAGAUAGAGCACCCCACUCCUCUAUGAGACACAGCCCUGUCCUCUCCUGGGAAACACCAUAGCUUAUCUCCUAUAUGCUGUAGACCCAUGUCUUUCAGGAUGCCCCGAAUAUCUGGCAAACUGUUCUUCAUUUCUCCUCUUGACUGCUCCUAACUUAGCCCUGAAUGUGGCCUGACAUUCUCAGGUGUCCCCACUCCUGACCCCCUAGGAGCUCCUGCUUAUCCCCGAUGCCUCUCCAGACCUUCCCUCCCAGAGACCUCAUCUCUCCCUGGGACCCCUCCUCUGACUAUCCUGAAGAGGCCUUCCUGACCCUCACCACACCCUGCCAGGGCCACACCUGUGCCUAGGGUCUGGCUCAUCAGCAGGCCCCACCCCCAUGCUCUGGGGGAGCCUGGUGAGGGUAUGGGGAGCAACGGCCACUCUGUCUGUAACUGGGAGGGGGGCAGGGAGAAGCUAUCAAAUGGCAGAGCCAGAGGGGACUCUGAUGCCUUGUUUCUUACUUUAGAGGGGCCAGUCUGUCCAUCCAUCCAUCCACCCAUCAUCUACUCACCCAUCCAUCCAUUAUUCAUUCCAUUCAUUGGUCCAUCCACCUGUCCCCCGAUCCUGGUAUCCUUUAGUAUGCCUGCGUUGGGCUCCCCUUAUCUGCCAGGACCUCUGGUGGGUAACGAGGAUGCAGCAGUAACCAAGACUGAUCUGUCCUCAUGGAGUCGAUAGUCGAGUGACAUCAAGCAGCAAAUCACCACUAAGUGUGUAAUGACAAUGUGAACUUAGCCCAGGAAAUCCAGGAGGGUGGGAAUGACACAGGGGAUAUGGUCUGGAGGAUGAGAGCCCCAGGGGAAGAAGACAGAGUGCUAGGCAGGAGUGAUAGCAUGUGCAAAGGCUCUGUGGUGUGUGGCUUGCAGCGCAUUCAGAGACCAGAAGGAUGACCUGUGUGGCUGGUGGUGAGAUCAGAGGGGUGGUGGAGUGGAGGACACGGCUGGGGGGAAGCUUGGAGCCAGGGAGAGCUGCUGGGGAGCUUUGAAGCACAGAGAUGAUAGGAUUCCCAAGUGGGAAGUACACUGUUGGGGACAGGAGAGGAAUGGGGGGCAGUUGGGAGAAUUCACUAGGUUCUGGACUAGGGGAAUCUCCAAAAGUAUCCGAUUUCAGAGACUUGUAGGCUAGAGAGGGGUCCUAAUGCACUUUGUUCAUUCAUUCGUUCCCCUGUGUCCUCCUUCAAAGCCUCUAUGUAUCUAGGACACCUGCUGAAGCAUGUGCUAAGAACAGCACCAGCUGUGGGUGCUCAGAUUCUCCCCACUUUACAGAAGGGGGAGCAGAGGCUCAGAGGGUGAGGUGGCAGAGCUGGGAUUCCCACCCCAUCACCUCCCCUGUCCUGCUCUCUGAGCCGGGAACGCCAGGUCUGGGGUGCCCAUGCAGUGAGGGGGGCUGCGAGCCUGGCUGCCGCUGGUCCCCCACACUUUUCUCCUGCCCCCAUCUACCCUCAAUUAUUUGGUCGGCAAAUGCUCCUUGGGCCGGCCUUGUCCUCAGGGAGCCUUGGGGUGGGAGGCAGGCACCAUGCAGCCUGGACUGCUUGCUUCCCUUCCCUGAAUUGGGCUACUCCCCUGUGCCUCAGUUUCCCUGUCUGUAAACUGGGGAUUGUGGCCCUCCUCCACAGUGGGUUAACCUGUGCCUUGUUGGGCCGAGGUCUCUCCAGGGAGCUUUGGACAGGCCUUCCCAUAGCUCUUCCAGGGGAGGAGACAGAGCUCAGAUGAGAAGCUGUUGGCCAGAACUGCAUGGGUAUAAGGAGGCUUCUCAGGACUGGAGCUUUUUUCUUUGAGCUUCCUCAAGGACCUGUCUGUGGGUGGCUGCAGGGGGCAGUCUGGCUCCUGGCAAGCCCCCUGUCCCUCCUCUCUCCCACAAGCUUAGGUCCCUGGGGGGUGGGAGUUGAGGACCAAGGCCUUGCAGCAUGAGGUGGUGUGACUCAGGGUGGGAGGGGCUGGUUAAUACCACCUGGGCCCCUUUGCCAGCCUCCGCAUCUCUGAUCUCAGGAAGGCUGCAGCCUGGGGUGUGGGGGGAGUCCUGGGGAUCUGCCACACCACACCAAUCAGCCUCAGGGCUCUGCAGAGGAAGUAGGUUUUGUUGACUGGAAGAGGUUCCUGUUUAGGGACCACAAGGCUAACUAACCAGCUGGAAGGGCCCGCCUCCUGGACCCCGCCCCUCCGAAGGCAGAUGUUUGGGACCUAUCCCCAGGUUCCUUGUCUCUCUGGGCCUCGGUUUCCCCAGCCCCCGAAGGUGAUGGGGUGGGGGCCACGGGGAGGGGCUUCAGCCGAGCUGGCUUUGGUGGGGAUCAGGUUCUGGCGUCCCUUUCGAGGCCGGGCCAGCCCCCUUUCUCACCAGUAGCAGCGUCCAAGAAAUGAUGACCAGCGCUCCCAUCACAGUGUUCUAGGCCCUGUUGUCAGCCCUCUGCGUGUCCUCACCGGUUCAGCCUCACCUGAGGCCGUGGUACAGGGACAAUCUUUAUGCCUGCAAAUUGCCCCGGGGACAGAGGCAGAGGUCUGGGCACCUGCCAGCAAUCACACCACAGGAAGCAUCGGUGUCAGGCUUCCAGCCCCAACAGAGCACCUCCAGAUGACAGUCCCCAGUUGCUCAGCACGGGAAUCGGCACAGAACAAGCUCAAGACCUCCUCCCUCAACCCAACUGGGAGGAGACCCUGCCCCAACAGGGUAAGGGGGAAUGGGCAGUGAAGCCCCCAGCACCCAGGCCGGCUUAUCAUCAGAAAACCCCCAGAGACCUGACUCAGUCACUUCCCCUUUGUGAGCACCACUCUCCCUAUCCAUGCGAUGGAGGAAGGUGGCUUGUGGCCUCCGAGUUCCCCCCUCCCGCCCGCUGCAAGAUCGAGCGCUAUUCUAGGACUCAUGCUUUUUACUGUGGUCCUAGUUCAUCCAUUUGUCUGGCAGGUAUUUAUUAAAGUGUCCCCCCAGUGUCUUGGGGUCACAGCAGGGAUAAGGCUGCCUUCCUGCCUUCCUCCCAGCAGCUCCAGGCCCGACAGGGGCAGUGGACAUCAACCAAAUACUUGCUCUGGGGCAUUCUUCACCAUAGCUAAAGUUGGGGUUCAGUGGGUACGGUUAGGCUGUGAUGACCGGCCAGCCCAGGCUGGCUGGCAGGGCAGGCUUCUUGGAGUUAGAGGUGAACUGAAGCAUUCAUUGGCAUCUGCCUCCCCUGUUGGACUUUGUGGCCAUGCCAGUGUUCUGCCCAGGACAAAAAGGGGCUCAGUGUUUGCUAAGAGAGCAAAGCUGAGACAGACCUUUUGGGGGAGUCAUGGACCUCUCAGAGCCUUGCUUUCCGCAUCUGGACAAGGAACUCCAAACCCCACCUCACUCCAAGGGAGUUCUGUCCCGCUCCCACCUGCCCCUCUGCACCCCUUCUGCUGAUGACCCAGUGGUCACUGCAGACCAGCCCCCAUCCUAGCUGGGGCCGCAAUGAGGAACACAGGAGGCUCCCGGACAAUCAUAAUUUAAUAAAGUCCAGGCUUUGGGUUAGUCCUGGCAAUCCACUAACUUGCUGGCUUCUCACAGACCAAGAACGGACCCAGGACUGGUUGGCCUUAGGGUCCAGAAGGGGACAUGGAGGCUGAGAGGGAGGGCAAGGGGUGAGGAAGCAGAAGUUGAGGCAGGCAGCGUUCAAGGCAAGAGCAGGCGGCAUCCAGGGGACCCUGUGGUUUCAGGAGCUGCCAGGCCUGGGGCUGCGGCCUGGUCCUGCCCGUCAUCAGUCUCUGAACUGUGAACAGCAUGGUGGGGGUGCUCGCCCCUCUCCCCUCGGAUCGCGUUUUCCUGCUACACGUUUGUCACGGGAGCUACAAACCGACACUUACAAUGUAUCUGUGUACCUGUCCACUGGCGUCCCUGGCACUGGGAAUCAUCAGAAGGCUGGACGCGGCGUCCACCAGCUGCUCAAUAAACAUCUGUUCUCGAAA
Molecule: messenger RNA, 6243 nt
Organism: Leptonychotes weddellii (Weddell seal)
Lineage: Eukaryota; Metazoa; Chordata; Mammalia; Carnivora; Phocidae
Source: RefSeq, a predicted model, not a curated record